CCUGGCUUGACUUCGGUAAAACGCGUUCACCAUAACUUAAACUUAAACCUAAACUUAACGCGACUUUGAUCUUCAAUUUAGAAGAUCAUUCUCAAAGUCAAUUCAAUUCCCAUACCAUAUCAUAUCAUAUUCAAAAACGCCGCAGAUGGAUGCCGACCUCCACGAUGUGAGUUGAUAGGGAAAAUAUCACGAAUUUACAGUUACUAACAUUAAACUUCCAGCGGCUCAAAGCAGCUCUUUGGUUCUCAAUUGGCAAGAUUGUGGAAGAGGAAUCCAUCCGACUUAAUUCAAAUGCUACAAACCAAUUCAUAGGAGCAUUAACUGAAAUGGUAUGGCAUCAAAUAGGUGUGUUUAUCUUUCGAUCGUUCUAUCUUUCUACUGUUCUAUAUCUAUCAAUAUAUGCUUCUAAUGACAUCCUUUAUAGAAAAUGUAACGAUGGAUCUCGAAAGUUUCUCACGACAUGCGGGACGUUCUACCAUUACCACCGAUGAUGUAUUACUCGUUACGAGGAGGAAUGAUGCGUUACACGAUAUGAUCAAGAAUUUCAUCGAUAAAGAGAAGGCCCAAUCUAUGAGCGAAAAGGGGAAAAGUCGCACCAAGAGAUAAAGAUUCGCUGUUCCUACUCUUUCAACUUUUCCAAAAUACCAGAUACCCGGGCGUCAGGAGUUAGAAGUACUAUAUCGCAAAAAUAAAAUCGAGAGUCGCAAUUUAUCUAAACCUUGACUCUUGACGUAUU
Molecule: messenger RNA, 736 nt
Organism: Sclerotinia trifoliorum
Lineage: Eukaryota; Fungi; Ascomycota; Leotiomycetes; Helotiales; Sclerotiniaceae
Source: the annotation of a GenBank genome assembly